UAUGUAGUAAUUCCCACUCAAAGAAGAACAAAAAUGCCUCACGAUGACCCCCGAGUGGAGUGGAUUAAAAACUCAGUAGGUGUGAUGUUUGACUUGCCUGAUUCAGGCUGCUUUGAGGAGUUACUCAGUCGCGGUGAUGGAGAGGAAGAGCAGAAAAUCAUACACUUUUUAAAUGUAGUCACAGGGGAAGAGGCGCCCUCAGCCCUGUUUUUCUUCAAGAAUAUACGAGAAGAAGAGGUUGAAGUGGAAAUUCCCGUUGAAAAUGUCUUGGAGAGAAGUCCGUCUGUUUUGUCUGAAGGUUCCCUCAUCUCAAACAGAGAGAUAACCUCUGCUGACAAGAACAGAAAUGAUCAAAACAGACAAAUCCAGGACUCCUCAAACAUAGAAGACUCUCAGAGUCAGGAUCCUGCAGUUGAGGGUCUGUCCGAGGCAACAAAAGGAAAUAGACCACCUCCCAAUAUUGAGGUUCAGGUUGUGUACCACGUGGAGCUUCAUGUGGACGUGAACAAUAUCCCACAGAGGUUUGAAAAAUACAAUGUCCUCUACUUCCUGAGAAACACCAGUGAAACUAUCACUGAACCUGCAGAUAUAAAUGAGGCUAAUAAUUUGAUGCCCAAACUUAUUGAGUUUGGCAUGAUGAAUGACCAUCCCUUGAUGAUGCUUGGAGGGCUUUUCAACCAUGUGUACAUCCCUCUUCUCUCCGUGUAUCAGCUGAGGCUCACUGAUGGUGGCUAUCACGGUGUUGCUGGCUCUCAAGAGAGUGACGCAGUGUGUGAGACAACAGGAGAUGAGAAACAGCAGCCUGCAGAAUCCCGUGGGGCUUUUGAAGUUCGAGAUGAUCUGCUCCACAGCACACAUAAAUUCUUGCAAGUCAUAAACCAAACCCUACAGCAGCUUGAAGGUGAAUUUAAAUUGCACAUUCCAGACAUGGAUUUGGAGGGUGGAGUGGAGAUGCUCUUGUCUAAUCCAGGAAUGGUGGAGAAACUAGAGCAGUGUGUGAUGAAUUGGCACACACAAAUCACAAUUGUCAUUGAAGAACAGAAAAGAAAGAAACCACAGGGACCCGGUCCUUUGGCAGAAAUUGAGUUCUGGCGUGAACGUGUUGCUGUCUUCAGUAGUUUGAGUGAGCAGCUGAACCUGCAAGUGGUGAAGAAGAUUCUGGACGUGAUGACCCGUGCCGACUCAUUCAUAAUGCAGGAACUGGAAAAGACCACGGCUGAGCUUAGCAAAUACCAUGAGGAGUCUGUCAAUAAUGUACAAUUCCUCACCACAAUGGAGAGACACUUCAGGAACCUUGUCACAGGACUGGAUUUCAAAGUGGUCUUGGACACUAUUCCUGAACUGAUGAAUGGGCUGCGUAUGAUCUGGAUAUUAUCCAGGCAUUACAACACAGAUGAGCGUUUGGAAUCUCUGAUGGAACGCAUUGCCUGGGAACUGUCUGAACGGGUUGCACGAGUCGUGAAUGUCCGUGUUCUGUUUAAAGACAAGAGGGUGGUGGCCAAAGCCAAGGCUCAGGAUGGAAAGCAAGUCCUGGAUCAGUGGAAGGCCAGUUAUUUUGAGGUCCGUGCACGGAUUGAGAAAUCAGACCGAGAUCCCCGCUGGGAAUUUGAUCGCAAAAAGCUGUUUGAAAAAACAGACUACAUGGCUUCAAUCUGUCAAGACUUGUAUAAUAUCUUGCAGACUCUGGAUGAGUUCUACAUUAUUUUUGGACCGGAGUUAAAAGCAGUGACGGGUGAUCCAAAGCGAAUAGAUGAGGUUUUACACCGCGUAAACUGCCUCGUCGAACCCAUUGAGGACGUUUCCUUUGACCCUUUUGACAUCCGCAAAAUGAGCAAUUGGAAAAUGGCCAUGCAAGAAUUUAGGACGGAAGUUCAGGCAAUUGAAAGAGAGGCCAUCCAUUUCAUCAAUUACUCCUUCAAGACGCUGCGUUCCUCAUCGGCAGCCUUUGACCUGCUGCUGAAAUUUAAACACAUCCGCUCCAGAGAUGCCAUCAACAAUCAGUUGAUGAAGAAGUUUAACGAUAUUCUUGCUCAGUACUGCAAAGAGAUGGACCUUCUAAAUGACCUGUUCAUGAAGCUCAAAGAUAACCCACCUCUCAAUAAGAAUAAUCCUCCUGUGGCAGGAGCCAUUAUUUGGGAGCGUUUCCUGCUAGACCGCAUGAGAUACCCCAUUAGACGUUUCAAGGAGGCACGUGAAAUGAUGGACAGUGAAGAGGGCAAAGCAGUGGUAUCCAAAUUCUUAGAGGUGGCUAUGCGUAUGAGGGACUAUGAAUUGGAGCUGUUUAACCAGUGGAAAAUAGAGACUAAUCAGACUCUCUCCCUCCUGAUGAAGAGAAGUGUGCUGAUCAUGGUCAACAGUCCUGGGGCUGUCUGUGUAGACUCCACACAGCUCAGUACAGCUGCUCAGGGGUCAGAGAAGGCAUUGGAAAAGGAUGUGUGCUACUCUGUCAAUUUUGCUCCUGAACUGCAGGAGAUCAUAUCUGAGACCAAGUAUCUGGAUCACUUGGGCAUCUUAACACCAAGUGAGGCACAAAAUGUCGCUCUGCAGGAAGACAAGUUUCUGAGGCACAUAAAAGGACUGAAGAAGUUAGUAAACCGUUACCAUUCUCUGAUGGACAACCUAAAUGAUGCUGAGUUCUCACUAAUGGCUGAUCAGGUGCAGGAACUGAGGCGAGAGCUAAGCUUUGGGUGCAGAAGAGUCAACUGGAAUUUUCUAGGUAUACCACAAUUCAUCCAACGUGGAAACCAGGCAGCUUCCAAAUUUGAGUCCCUUGUGAACCAAAUUCAGAAGAAUGAACGAGACAUUGACGAUAAACUUAAAUCCAUUGAAUCUGCAAACCUUUUCAAAUUCCCAGUGGCAGAUAAAAACGGAUACCUACCAGGAAUUAAGGACUUCUGUGACUUCAUUGAGUGUGAGAGGGCAAAGGCAAUGAACCUUCUUGUGAAUAAGUAUGCAGCUAUCAGUCCACUCCUCACCAAGAUAGAGAGUCUGAUUAUGGGGACCAGCACUGGCAAAUCCAAACGCAUGGCUCAAUUCUACGCUUAUUGGGAACGCAAGAUCUUUGAUUCACUUAGCAAGAUGGUGCUUCACAAUAUUCAAGCUUUUAACACCGCACUGAUGGGCACUACUCCACUCUUCCAAAUCGACACCAUCCUAGCUGCACCUGAGAUUUCUCUGCUUCCCAAGAGCAGUGAGGUGUACAAGCUUAUUAGACAGUGUGUUGGUGACUGUGUGGAGAGCACCAGGCUGUUUGUUCGCUGGAUGCAUGGCAGUUGUGUCCAAUGCCCUCCACAGAAUGUGGAUGGUGAAGACAAACCAUUCGUCUUCACUUUUUACAGUGAAGUAUGCCAGCUUCCACAAAUAAAUGAGCAAGCCACAGCAGUCUCCCAAACAAUGCAGCGUCUGCUUAAUGGAAUCAGUGCCUACCUCAAAACCUGGAUGAGCUAUCGCUCUCUCUGGAAACUUGACAAGGCUAUUGUUAUGGAGAAGUUUGCAGCCAAGAGGCCCUCAUGUGUGAUGUAUGAUGAGAAGUUUCAGUUUUAUGUCAGGGUCAGCAAUGAGGUGGCAAAGCAGCCUUUGGUGAAGCAUGAACACAUAAUCAGACUGAAUCUGGAGCCACUGGCCCGUGCCGUCCAGGAGAACGCUCAAGCAUGGAUCACUUCUCUGGGAAGGCUGCUCAAUGACUCUGCCCGAGAGGAGCUUUUCAACUUGCGCAAUGAGUUGUUGAAAUUGUCAGAUAAUUUGAAGAGGAGCCCAAAUACCUUGGAGGACCUGAAAUUUGUUCUGGGCACAAUUACAGACAUUAGAGAUAUGUCUCUCUCGGUGGAGAUGAGAAUCAGUGAUAUUCAAGAGAGAUACAGGACUCUGAGCAUGUACAACGUGGAGACUACAGAAGAGGAGGUGCAGCUUUCUGCAAACAUCUUCAUUUUGUGGAGUGAACUUUUUAAAGAGUCUAGACGGGUUGACCGCAGCCUGGCAAAAGUGAAAAAGACCUUUGCAGAGAUCACUCUAAACCAUAUUGAGGAGUAUAAACAGGAGCUCUCCAUAUUUGCAGAGAGCUUCAACAUGCAUGGGCCUGGAGCUGUGGGAGAUGAUCUAGAGAAAGGUUUGAAGAUCAUGGCUACCUAUGAGACGGAGCUGGAUAAGGUUGAGGCAAGCCGUCAGAAACUGGCUAAAGCUGAGAAACUGUUCAAUUUGCCCAUCACUAUGUACCCAGAGCUUCUCAAUGUACAAAAGGAGAUGAAGGGCCUGAGACAGAUCUAUGAGAUUUAUAAAAGCCAGAAGGAGGCUAAAGCAGAGUGGUCACAGACCCUUUGGGUGAAUCUGGACAUUAAGCUCUUGCAGGAAGGUAUAGAGGGACUUAUCAAGAGCUUGCGGAAGCUGCCAAAGGAUGUAAGAGCUCUUCCUGUAUCUUUCUUCCUGGAGGGACGCAUGAAGGAAUUUAAAGAGUCAAUCCCUCUUCUCUUGGACCUAAAAAAUGAGGCUCUCAGGGCCAGGCACUGGAAAGAUCUAAUGGAGAGGACAGGCACCAGCUUUGAGAUGAACCCAAAUACCUUCACUCUGGAGAACAUGUUCUCCAUGGAGCUGCACAAAUAUGGCAAUGUCAUCAGUGAAAUCGUCACCUCAGCUGUGAAGGAGCUUGGCAUUGAGAAGGGAGUUAAAGAAGUGGAGGCAACUUGGGAAACUAUGAAAUUUAGUGUGCAGCGGUUUUUAAAAGGCACACAGGAGCAUGGUUUCAUUCUUGGUGCUGUGGACGACAUUCUUCAGCGCCUGGAUGAUGAUGCCAUGAACCUGCAGAGUAUGGCAGGCAGCCACUAUGUUGGUCCCUUCCUGGCCACUGUACAGCAGUGGGAGAAGAAUCUAUCACUCAUCAGUGAGAUCAUUGAGGUAUGGAUGUUAGUACAGCAAAAAUGGAUGUACCUGGAAAGCAUCUUCAUUGGAGGUGACAUUCGCUCUCAGUUACCUGAGGAAGCCAAAAAAUUUGACAAUAUUGACAAAAUGUUCAAAAAAAUAAUGACCGACGCAGUGAAGGACCCUGCCAUUAAGAGAUGCUGUCUGGUUCCUAACCGUCUGGCAGAUCUGCAGAACCUGAGCGAUGGUUUGGAGAGGUGUCAAAAGAGUCUUAAUGAUUAUCUGGAUUCCAAGCGGAACGCUUUCCCACGUUUUUUCUUCAUUUCUGACGAUGAGCUGCUCAGUAUUCUGGGCAGCAGUGAGCCUACUUGUGUGCAGGAGCACAUGAUCAAGAUGUAUGACAACAUAGCAGCAUUGCGUUUUGAUACGGGAAUGAAUGGAGAGAUGGUGGCAAGUGCAAUGGUUUCUGCCGAGGGGGAGGUGAUGGAGCUCAAACAGACUGUACCUGCAGAGGGCCGUGUGGAAGACUGGAUGACUGGAGUGCUGCUGGAGAUGAGGAGAACCAACAGACUCAUCACCAAAGAAGCUAUUUACUUCUACAACCACCGAAAGACUAGGGUGGACUGGAUGCUUGACUACCAGGGAAUGGUGGUGCUGGCGGCAAACCAGGUGUGGUGGACCUGGGAGGUAGAAGACGUCUUCAAAAGGAUGAGUCAAGGAGAAAAGCAGGCAUUGAAACAGUAUGCAAAGAAAAUGCACAAGCAGAUCGAUGACCUGGUGAGGCGCAUCACACAACCCUUAAAGAAGAAUGACAGAAAGAAAAUCAACACUGUGCUCAUUAUUGAUGUCCAUGCUAGGGACAUUGUGGACACUUUUGUCAGGGAUAGUAUCACAGAUGCCCGUGAGUUUGAAUGGGAGAGUCAGUUGAGAUUCUACUGGGUUAAAGAGCCUGAUGAGUUGUUUGUGCGGCAGUGCAGUGCUCAGUUCUCCUACGGCUAUGAGUACAUGGGGCUGAACGGCCGGUUGGUCAUCACUCCCCUAACUGACCGUAUCUAUCUCACACUUACUCAGGCCUUGUCUAUGUUCCUGGGUGGAGCGCCAGCCGGACCUGCGGGUACGGGGAAAACUGAAUCCACUAAAGAUCUGGCUAAAGCUUUGGGGCUUUUGUGUGUGGUCACCAACUGUGGAGAGGGUAUGGACUACAUGGCUGUUGGGAAAAUCCUCUCUGGUUUAGCUCAGUGUGGAGCCUGGGGCUGUUUUGAUGAGUUCAACCGCAUUGACGCCUCAGUGCUGUCAGUCAUCUCCUCCCAGAUCCAAACCAUCCGAAACGCUCUAAUGUUGAACCUCAAGAGAUUUCAUUUUGAAGGACAAGAAAUCAGUCUGGAUAGCCGUAUUGGAAUCUUCAUCACGAUGAACCCUGGUUAUGCUGGCCGCACAGAGCUUCCAGAGUCAGUGAAAGCUUUAUUCAGACCGGUGGUAGUCAUUGUACCGGACCUGCAGCAGAUCUGUGAAAUCAUGCUCUUCUCUGAAGGCUUCCUCAUGGCUAAGGUUUUGGCAAAGAAGAUGACAGUGCUGUACAAACUAGCACGGGAGCAGCUGUCUAAACAGUCACACUAUGACUUUGGGCUUAGAGCGCUGAAGUCAGUGUUAGUAAUGGCUGGGGAGCUAAAGAGAGGUUCACCUGAUCUCAGUGAGGAUGUCGUUUUAAUGAGGGCUCUUCGAGAUAUGAACCUGCCCAAGUUUGUAUUUGAGGACGUUCCUCUGUUUUUGGGCCUUAUCUCAGAUCUGUUCCCUGGGCUCGACUGCCCACGUGUGCGUUACCCCAGCUUUAAUGACGCUGUAGAGGCCGCCUUGCAGGAGAAUAAAUAUCUUGUGUUGCCCAACCAGGUGGACAAAGUGGUGCAAAUGUAUGAGACCAUGAUGACCAGACACACAACCAUGGUGGUUGGACCGACAGGAGGAGGGAAAUCUGUGGUGAUCAACACACUCUGCCAAUCACAGACCAGGUUGGGCCUGCUGACCAAAAUGUACAGCCUGAACCCAAAAGCCAUGAGUGUGAUUGAGCUGUAUGGAAUCCUGGAUCCGGUCACCCGAGAUUGGACUGAUGGGAUUCUAUCUAACAUAUUCCGUGACAUCAAUAAACCCACAGACAAAAAAGAAAGGAGGUAUAUCCUGUUUGAUGGAGAUGUGGACGCUCUGUGGGUGGAGAACAUGAAUUCAGUUAUGGAUGAUAACAAGCUUCUCACACUGGCUAACGGAGAGCGAAUUCGCCUACAGAACCACUGUGCCCUGCUCUUUGAGGUUGGAGAUCUCCAGUAUGCCUCCCCUGCUACUGUUUCUCGUUGUGGAAUGGUGUUUGUGGACCCCAAAAACCUACGCUAUGCUCCCUACUGGGUAAAAUGGGUCAACAGCAGAGCCCUGAAAGAACAGGCAGAUCUCCGCAGACUGUUUGAAAAGUAUGUACCAAGUGCCAUUGAUAUGAUAGUGGAUGGUAUAGUUGAUGGUAAACAGACAGAGAAACUGAAGACUGUGAUCCCACAGACAGAUUUGAACAUGGUGAUGCAGUUGACCGUGAUGCUGGAGUCUCUACUGGAGAAUGAGGACUUUAUUUCUGAGGAGCUGGAGUGUUAUUUUCUAGAGGCGCUCUACUGUUCACUUGGGGCUUGUCUUCUGGACAAAGGCCGACAGAAGUUUGACGAGUUCAUAAAAAAGUUGUCCUCUCUGAGUAGUGUAAAUGAUGAGAAGGUGCUUGCUGGCCCUGGACAGAUUCCAGUUUACUUGCCAACUCUCUAUGAUUUCCAUUUUGAUGGAACACAAAAGAAAUGGGUUACCUGGAGCUCCAUGGUCUCAAAAUACAUUCAUAACGCUGAUAUGAAAUUCAUUGACAUCCUUGUCCCGACAGUGGACACCACUCGUGCUAAUUGGCUGUUGGAACAGAUGGUGAAGGUGAAAAGGCCAGUGGUGCUGGUUGGAGAGUCUGGUACCUCUAAAACUGCCACCAUCCAGAACUUCCUGAGUAAUCUGAAUACAGAUACAACCAUAAUGAUGAGCAUCAAUUUCUCAUCGAGAACAACAUCUAUGGACCUGCAGAGGACUCUGGAGGCAAGUGUUGAAAAAAGAACCAAGGACACGUAUGGUCCCCCGAUGGGCAAAAGGCUCCUUGUGUUUAUGGAUGACCUCAACAUGCCAAGGGUGGAUGAGUAUGGCACUCAGCAGCCAAUAGCUCUUCUAAAGCUGCUGUUGGACAAGGGAGGCAUGUAUGACAGAGGAAAGGAACUUAACUAUAAACUCAUAAAGGACUUGGGCUUCAUUGCAGCCAUGGGAAAGGCUGGGGGUGGUAGGAAUGAAGUGGACCCUCGAUUCAUCUCUCUUUUUAGCGUUUUCAACAUCCCCUUCCCUCAGGAGGAGUCCCUGCAUCUUAUCUACUCUUCUAUUCUUAAAGGACAUACCAAGUCCUUUGAGGAAUGCAUUCAAAACAUCUGUGACAAGAUAACUUUCUGUACUCUGGAGUUGUACAAAACCAUAAUUAAGGACCUUCCGCCAACACCUUCCAAGUUCCACUAUAUCUUUAACCUGCGAGAUCUCUCCAGAGUCUACCAUGGCUUGACGUUGACCAAUCCCGAAAGGUUCUGUACAAUCACCCAGUUUGUCCGUGUAUGGAGAAAUGAGUGCUUAAGAGUCUUCCAUGAUAGACUUAUCAAUGAAACGGACAAAAUUACGGUCCAGGGGCAUAUAAAGAAUCUGAUUGAAGAGCAUUUCAGAUCAGACCUCGAUUCAGCCUUGAGAGACCCCAUUCUGUUUGGAGAUUACAGAACGGCUCUCAAGUCUGAGCCAAGAGUUUAUGAGGAUAUACUGGACUAUGAUGCAUCCAAAGCUCUGUUCCAGGAGAUCCUGGAGGAGUAUAAUGAAAAUAAGACCAGGAUGAACUUGGUGCUUUUUGAUGAUGCUCUGGAACACCUGACCAUCAUUCACCGCAUCAUCAGAAUGGACCGUAGUCAUGCACUGCUGGUUGGCGUUGGUGGUUCAGGAAAACAGUCUCUUACAAAGCUUGCUGCCUUCACUGCAGGAUAUGAGGUGUUUGAAAUUGUGCUUAGUAGAGGAUACUCAGAGACUAACUUCCGUGAGGAUCUAAAAACUCUGUACCUUAAAUUGGGUAUAGAGAAUAAGAAAAUGGUCUUCCUGUUUACUGAUGCCCAUGUGGCUGAGGAAGGUUUUCUGGAGCUUAUCAACAACAUGCUUACAUCAGGGAUGGUUCCAGCACUGUUCCCUGAUGAUGAGAAGGAAUCAGUCCUGAACCAGCUGCGAGAAGAGGCUAUGAAAAAUGGCUCUGGUCCUUCAAAAGAGAGUGUAUGGCAAUACUUUGUCAAUAAGAGUGCCAACAACCUGCACAUAGUGCUGGCCAUGUCACCUGUAGGAGACACUCUCAGAACACGUUGUAGGAAUUUCCCAGGAUUGGUUAAUAAUACAAGCAUUGACUGGUUCUCUGCAUGGCCCCCUCAGGCUCUACACGCUGUAGCCAAGUGCUUCUUAGGUGAGAAUCCAAUGAUCCCAGAGUGUCAUUCAGAGGCAGUAAUAGCUCACGUAUGCAUGGUGCACAGCUCUGUAGGCGAGUAUAGUAAACUGUUCCAGCAGACACUCCGUCGUAGCAACUACGUCACCCCAAAAAACUACCUGGACUUCAUUAGCACCUACUCCAACCUGCUGGAGGAUAAAGAUAAAUACAUACUGGCACAAUAUAAACGUCUUGAAGGAGGUUUGGAUAAGCUGAAGGAGGCAAGCGGGCAGCUAGCAGAGCUCAACAUCAAGCUAGCUGAGCAGAAAGUAGUGCUGGCAGAGAAGACUACAGCCUGUGAGAUCCUUCUAGAAGAGAUCUGCUCUAAUACUGCUGUUGCGGAGGAGAAGAAAGCCCUGGCAGAGGAGAAGGCUAAAGAGAUAGAGGAACAGAAUAAGGUGAUAGUGGUGGAGAAGAAGGAUGCUGAGAGCUCUCUAGCUGAGGCUCUUCCUGCUUUAGAAGCCGCUCGCCUCGCCCUGCAAGACCUGGACAAAUCUGAUGUCACAGAAAUCAGAUCAUUUGCCAAGCCACCCAAACAGGUGCAGGUCGUGUGCGAGUGCAUCCUGGUGAUACGUGGCUAUAAAGAAAUCAACUGGAAGACAGCCAAAGGCAUGAUGUCAGAGGGCAACUUCCUGCGUACGCUUAUGGAAAUGGACUGUGACUCAAUCACUGGCAGUCAAGUAAAGACUGUCAAAGCCUACCUAAGGAACCUCAACACCAGUUUAGAGGAGAUGCAAGCCAUCAGUAAAGCCGGUUCGGGCAUGCUAAGAUUCGUGGAGGCAGUCAUGGGCUACUGUGAUGUGUCCAAAGACAUCAAACCUAAGAGAGAGAAGGUCGCUCGUCUGGAAAGGAAUUUCUUCCAGAGCAAACGUGAGCUGGAGCGAAUCCAGAAUGAGCUCAGUGCCAUCCAGAAAGAGCUUGGAACUCUUGGAGACAAAUAUGAGGCUGCCAUGACAGAAAAGCAACUUCUUCAGGAGGAGGCCGAGGUCAUGGAGAGAAGACUCAUUGCUGCUGACAAACUCAUCUCAGGCCUGGGAUCAGAGAAUAAGCGCUGGACGGAGGACCUGGAGGAGCUGCAACAGAGGCGAGUGCGUCUUCUAGGAGACUGUCUGGUCUGCGCUGCCUUCCUCAGCUACGAGGGAGCAUUUAGCUGGGACUUUCGCAAUGAAAUGGUGUAUGAGGUAUGGCAGGCAGACGUCGUGGAGAGAGGCAUUCCUCUGAGCCAGCCUUUCCGAAUAGAAAACCUGCUUACUGAUGAGGUGGAGAUCAGCAGAUGGGGAUCUGAAGGUCUUCCUCCAGAUGAACUUUCAGUGCAGAAUGGCAUCCUGACCACCAGAUCCAGCCGCUUCCCCUUGUGCAUUGACCCCCAGCAGCAAGCCCUCAACUGGAUCAAAAAGAAGGAAGAGAAAACCAAUCUAAAGAUUUCAUCAUUCAAUGACCCAGACUUCUUGAAGGGGCUGGAGUUAGCCAUUAAGUAUGGUUUCCCCUUCCUUUUCCAAGAUGUGGAUGAAUAUAUUGAUCCAGUUAUUGACAACGUCCUUGAGAAGAAUGUAAAAGGGCCAGAGGGACGUCAGGUUGUCGUACUUGGUGAUAAGGAAGUUGACUAUGAUCCCAACUUUAAACUUUACCUCAAUACCAAACUUGCAAACCCCAAAUUCUCUCCUGCAGUAUUUGGGAAGGCCAUGGUUAUCAAUUACACAGUAACCCUAAAGGGCCUGGAAGACCAGCUGCUGAGUGUUAUUGUAGGAUUUGAGCAGAAGGACAAGGAGGAGCAGAGAGAGCGGCUAAUUCAAGAGACUAGUGAGAACAAGCGUUUGCUGAAAGACCUCGAGGACUCGCUGUUGAGGGAGCUGGCCACCUCCACAGGAAACAUGCUAGAUAACGUAGAGCUCAUACAGACUCUGGAAGAAACCAAGACCAAAGCCACUGAGGUGUUUGAAAAACUGAAGCUGGCAGAAAAGACAGCCAAUGAUAUUGAGACACUGAGAGACGGCUACCGUCCGGCUGCCAAGCGGGGAGCUGUCUUGUUCUUUGUGCUGGCUGAGAUGGCUCUGGUCAACACCAUGUACCAGUAUUCACUUGCUUCCUUUUUAGAGGUGUUUGACCUCUCACUAUCCAAGUCUAUGCCCAACGCAGUCCUGCCCACUAGACUGAAGAACAUCAUGGAGACACUUACACAGAAUGUCUAUAACUAUGGCUGUACUGGUCUGUUUGAAAGACACAAACUUCUUUUCUCCUUCAACAUGACCAUUAAGAUUGAGCAGGGUGAGGGCCGAGCACCCCAGGAUGAGCUAGAGUUCUUCCUUAAAGGUAAUCUCUCUUUGGAAAAAAGCAAACGUAAGAAACUGUGCGACUGGCUGCCUGAUCAAGGCUGGGAGGAUAUAGUGCGUCUUAUGGAACUCUUUCCUAAUGAGUUUGGUACUUUAGCAGACGAUAUAGAAAAGAAUCCUGAGGAAUGGAAGAAUUGGUAUGAUUUGGAUGCUCCAGAGCAGGCUUCUUUCCCCAUGAAGUACAAGGACAACCUCACUCCGUUCCAGAAGCUUCUGCUGAUGCGCUGCUUCAGGCUAGACCGAGUCUAUCGCGCUGUCAGUGAUUACGUCACACUUACCAUGGGAGAGAAAUACGUGCAGCCCCCCGUGAUCAGUUUUGAAGCCAUCUUUGACCAGAGCUCCCCAAACUCUCCCAUUGUGUUUAUUCUGAGUCCAGGCUCAGAACCAGCCAGUGAUCUGAUGAAGUUAGCCAAACGCUCCGGCUUUGGGGCCAACAGACUCAAAUUUCUUGCCAUGGGGCAGGGACAAGAGAAGGUUGCGUUGCAGCUGUUGGAAACCGCUGUGGCACGAGGCCAGUGGCUGAUGCUGCAAAACUGUCACCUGUUAGUGAAAUGGCUGAAGGAUCUAGAGAAAGCACUGGAAAGAAUCACUAAACCCCACCCAGACUUCCGCCUAUGGCUCACCACAGAGCCCAUUAAAGACUUUCCCAUCGGCAUCCUGCAGAAAUCCCUCAAGGUUGUGACAGAACCUCCAAAUGGACUGAAGCUGAACAUGAGGGCAACGUAUUUUAAGAUCCCUAAUGAUAAGGUGAUGAACUGUCCUCACCCAGCCUUUCGCAGUCUGGUUUAUGUGCUGGCCUUCUUCCAUGCUGUGGUUCAGGAAAGACGCAAGUACGGCAAGAUCGGCUGGAAUGUGCCUUAUGAUUUCAACGAGUCUGACUUCCUGGUGUGUAUGGAAAUUUUGGACACCUACCUGACCAAAGCUCACACUCAAGGAGAUGCCAUGAUACCAUGGGGAAGUCUCAAAUACCUAAUUGGAGAGGUGAUGUAUGGUGGCAGGGCUAUUGAUAGCUUUGAUCGUAGGAUCCUCACAGUUUACAUGGAUGAGUAUCUGGGCGACUUCAUCUUCGACACCUUCCAGCCCUUCCACUUUUUUCACAAUAAAGAUGUGGACUACAAGAUCCCACCAGAUGGACCCAAGCAGGUUUAUGUUGAUGAGAUAGAGUCGCUUCCUCUUGCUAACACAGCAGAGGUGUUUGGUUUGCACCCUAAUGCUGAGAUCGGAUACUACACCCAGGCUGCCCGAGACAUUUGGACUCAUCUUAUUGAGCUACAACCACAGACAGGUGACACUGGCGGUGGCAUUAGCAGAGAUGAGUACAUCAGCCAGGUGGCACGGGACAUUCAGAGCAAACUACCGGAAGUGUUUGACCUGGACGUGAUUCGCAAGAAGUUGGGGCUGGAGAUCUCUCCAACGUCUGUAGUGCUGCUACAAGAGCUGGAACGCUUUAACAAACUCACCCUCAGGAUGAUCCGUUCUCUGGCUGAGCUCCAGCGAGCCCUGGCUGGUGAGGUUGGAAUGAGCAGCGAGCUGGAUGAGGUGGCGAGAGCUCUGUUUAACGGCCAGAUUCCUGUUAUCUGGCGGAAACUGGCACCAGACACUCUAAAGUCUCUGGGAAACUGGAUGAUCCACUUUAAGAGGCGACACGAACAGUACAGCUCAUGGGUGGAUGAGGGAGAGCCCUGUGUGAUGUGGCUGUCAGGCUUGCAUAUCCCAGAAUCAUACCUGACAGCACUGGUCCAGGCCACCUGCAGGAAGAACGGCUGGCCUCUGGAUCACUCCACUCUUUACACACACGUUACACACUACAGGAGUGAGGACGAGAUCAAAGAGAGACCAGGACAGGGAUGUUUUGUAUCAGGCCUGUAUCUGGAGGGAGCAGACUGGGACAUUGAAAAAAGCUGUCUGGUGCGCAGCAAACCCAGAGUUUUAGUUUCUCAACUACCCAUUCUCAAAAUCAUUCCCAUUGAAGCACGCCGCCUCAAACUCCAGAACACCCUGAAGACUCCAGUCUACACCACCUCUAUGAGGAGGAAUGCUAUGGGUGUUGGACUGGUGUUUGAGGCCGAUCUUUUCACCACAAAGCAUAUUUCUCACUGGGUACUGCAGGGAGUAUGUCUAUGCCUCAAUGCUGACUGAUAAUAUGAAAUAAUUUA
Messenger RNA from Carassius gibelio (silver crucian carp), 13889 nucleotides. RefSeq names its product dynein axonemal heavy chain 10 (gene dnah10). Bases 34 to 13872 code for a protein of 4612 amino acids. Gene Ontology annotation, molecular function: dynein intermediate chain binding; ATP binding; minus-end-directed microtubule motor activity. Gene Ontology annotation, biological process: microtubule-based movement. Gene Ontology annotation, cellular component: dynein complex. The transcript is spliced from 79 exons. Lineage: Eukaryota; Metazoa; Chordata; Actinopteri; Cypriniformes; Cyprinidae. The record is from RefSeq and is a predicted model, not a curated record.